ACACACAAUUGCAAUUGAAGUUAUUCUCUAUUGUUGGGGCCUUGAUUGUUGGUACCUAGUUUAAUUUUGCUUGUCCUGUGUGGUACUUUUCUUUCAAUGUUUAGUGUUUUACCUUCAACAUAGUAUUUCUUUUUAACCUGUACAAGCCUUUCGAUACUUUCAUUGUGUAGGUAAAGCAUAUAGCAUCAGAGUCGGAUUUCAUCCCAAACAUCAACAUUUGUCAGGCUCAUUUUGAUUUUGAUGUUUCAUCAAAUUGAGUCUUUCUGAAGGUGUUUUAAAAAAGUACCUGCUUUUCGGUCCUGCUCCACAAUUUCAAUUAAUUCUAGUGUGCAUGAUAAUAAGUUUGUACUUUGUAGUAAGUUUCAAUUUGUCAGACAGGACAGGUGUCUCAAGUCAAAAGGCUCAACUGACUGAGCUAAAUUAACAUAUGCUGUAGGCAGGGAUGCAAUUUUUCUUCCAACCAUGUGUUAUGCUAGGGGCCAGUGCUAUAGAACUGUCUGAUGUGCUCCCAAUAUUAUUACUGAUAGAAUGCAUGCAGUCCUAUGGACUUAUUACUCGGGUCUUAUUACUCUGGUCUUAUUACUCGAAACGGUAUCUAAUGACCUUUACUUCAGUUAAAUACUUAAGGUAAAUACUUAUCUCAUCAAUGUUGAAACUCUGUACAGUGUACAGUCACAGUGUACCUAAAGGCCCUAAAAGUCACAAAGGAUAUAAGUAGGCCAUUGCUUUUUAUAUGCUACCUAUGCUUUGAUUCUGUUUACUACUUGAAGGCUGGCUGCAGUGUCUAGUAAUUGCUAUCAAAUGAGGUCAACUAAAUGAUAUAGGUAAAGAUUUAUUGGCUGGCAUGCAAAGCAGGCAAGGCCCUGGGAUACUAAUGAUAUAUAUUUCUAGCCUCUCGUUUUUUCUAGCCAUCAGUAAAUUUUUUAUAACCUUAUAUUUUUGUGUAAAGUGAAUGAGUGUGCUAUUGAAAGAUGUUGAAAGCAAUUAUUCCUAUCAAAAGUGAUGUUUUUAUCAUAGGAAUUUCAAUGAUGCCCACAUUUCUGUCUGGAAUCUGGAUGAAGAUGCUCAUUCCACUACUUGGCAUUACACUUCUCCUUGCUGGCUUGGCGCGGGCCGAGCCGGGCCCGCCGCCGCUAGUGACGGCGGCGCUCGGACAGAACGUCAGCCUGCCGUGCCCGGGCGGUACGGACGGUGACGCCGUCUGGCUGCGCGACGGCCGAGCGCUGGCCGACGCGGCGCCGAACACCGACGGCCAGCUGCUCGUCACCGACGCCUCCGUCGACGACGAGGGCCUGUACGGGUGUCUGCAGCAUGGCGGCGAGGACACGGGCGACGUGAAAUACGUCCGACUACUGGUCAAACGGCCGCCCGGGCCGCUGGUGAACGUCUCUGUGCGCGCGCAUACGGUGCUGGCCGAGCUGUUCUGGCGCGCCAACGACACGGGCUCGGUGCCGCUGACUGGAGUGGAGCUGCGCUACCGGGCGCUGGGCGAGCAGCACUGGCGCCGCUCGCUGCCGCCGCACGUCGCGCCGUCAGAGACCCACCGGGAGCUCUACCACCUGCGGCCCAACCGGACCUACGAGUUCCGCGUGUGGGCUACCAACGAGAUGGGCGAGGGGCCGCCGGUGACCGUGCAGGCCACCACGCGGCCGGAGCCCAGUCAGCUCGACCUGGCGGGCAGCCUGAUGGCCGAGGCGGUGGUGCUCGGCUCCGAGGGCUGGGUGACGGCCGUGCUCGUCGCCCUGGUGCUGGUGCUGCUGGUGAUGGCCGCCGGCGCGUGUGUGGUACUCCGCGGCCGGCACCAUGUCCCUCCCAACGGAGACAGCGCAGAGAGUCUGGAACUGGUCUCUCAUCUCGAGCAGCCCGGCUACGAACUGGAGGUGAUCGAACAGGACGAGAACUCAAACAGCCAGCGCGCGCAGCUGCUCAACAACAACGUCGAGAUCCACCCGGUGCGGAUUUGAGGAAGACAGACCGGACACGGAUCCGACGUCUCCUGAUCGGAUCCGGUGUCCACGAGAUCCAGCUGGUGGUACUCUGGCGACGUGGAUCCAGGGCUUGAAUGAAUCUCAAGACAGGCGAGCGCCGUUUGGGUCGAGAGGCGUAUGGACAAUGGUGGAUCGGAGACCCAGUGGCCGGGAUGGUAUCUGUGCACGAAUCACUGUCGUUUGCGAGCAUAUCGCUGGGGAAGCGGGGAUCUGAUGGCGUCUUUCAGGCCGGGCGCUCGGCGACCCGCCCGCGCGGUGUACUCGUACCCCGGUACCGCGGGGUACGUGCAGUGCGAUACCGGGAGCCGAGGCUCGCCGCCGGAAUCAAACACAUAGUGGUGCUCAAACUGGAGUCGGCGCGACAACCGCGGCUCAUUGGCAGCAAAAGAUGAGAUAGCUGUAGAUAAAAUGUUGUGCGGCCGAGUGGCGGCUCUGAACAAAUCCACGUCUCGAGCGCGAUUGUACCCUGAUGUUAAUGGUGUUGUGGUUAAUGUGGUUACUGCUUACUGGAGACCUGCUAGCACUUGUUUUAUUUGCACUAGUACGCCUACGCAGUUUAUUUUGUACACAGUUUACAUGUACAUUGAGCUGUCUGAUGUAGGCGGGUGACGUCUUACCGCUCCCGACAGCAGCGGCGGACUCAUUGGAGAACGUGACUCAGUCUGGAUGUUUGCUAACGUAUGUGUCAUAUAAGAGCGGCAUUGCGCGGUCCGACCGCUCUGUGCGUUAUCAUGGCGGGCUGUAUGUAGUCGCUUUUACUCUAUGGUUUCGCUGUGAUUUACAUCGAUAGUCGACUCAUAUAGCGGAACAUUGAUGAAACGCUGAGGCUUUCUGAAGGCUCGUCCCGCUUAUGUCUAUGCGCAAUAUGUUUACUUUGUUCUAUGUAUUAACAAUAUUUUGAUGUGAUGUUAUGCAUCGACAUUUAGUUUACUGGCAUCGGGUAAGGUGGUUGUUUAGUUUAGGCAUUAACGGAGCUACAUGUGUUUCUGAACGGGCGAUCUUGGUGGCUCGUAGAUCUUGGCUGGCUGGACUUGCGAAGGAUUGUGAUUGCGUAGCACCCUGUGAGGCAGCUGCCGUCCCCCGCUAGUCUGACGUCGGCCCUCCCUGCCACGGUCCGGUGGGACCAGCGAGCGAGCUCUGUAGGCCCUUCGCUGCAGCCUGGGACCGACACUCCCAGCAGACUGCCUGAGCGAUCGGACUCAUUGCAUUCUGUACGAUAUCAUAGCAUAAUGUAAUACACCCAUGCGAUAA
Messenger RNA from Amphibalanus amphitrite, 3239 nucleotides. RefSeq names its product contactin-3-like. Gene Ontology annotation, cellular component: membrane. The record is from RefSeq and is a predicted model, not a curated record. The transcript is spliced from 6 exons. The coding region runs from base 972 to 1964 and encodes 330 amino acids. Gene Ontology annotation, molecular function: protein binding; serine-type endopeptidase activity. NCBI's taxonomy places the organism in Eukaryota, Metazoa, Arthropoda, Thecostraca, Balanomorpha, Balanidae.